Molecule: messenger RNA, 6045 nt
Organism: Microplitis demolitor
Lineage: Eukaryota; Metazoa; Arthropoda; Insecta; Hymenoptera; Braconidae
Gene: Nup188
Product: nucleoporin Nup188
Exons: 3
Coding region: 163-6009 (1948 amino acids)
Biological process (GO): RNA export from nucleus; protein import into nucleus
Cellular component (GO): nuclear pore inner ring
Molecular function (GO): structural constituent of nuclear pore
Source: RefSeq, a predicted model, not a curated record
AACGCACUUUGUAAUUUUGAAAUAUUAAAGACAAUCCCGCUCAAAAUUUUAGCCACAACCUCAAAAAACAUCAGUGACCAACUGACUAGUUACCGUUGAGAAAAUUGAAAUAAUAAAGUUUUUAAAAUAAUGUGCAAGUGAAAUUAAUAAACAGAAAAAAAAAUGGAACCUUUGGGAAAUGUGCCUUACUGUAAGGGACUGUGGUCAGUUAUUUCCAGCACGACAAGUCGUUGUGAAAAAGCACUUGUGGUUGAAGAAAUAAAAAACUCCGCAGAAUUAUUAAAAGAAGGUCUUUUAUUUUUUAAACCCUUCAGUGAAGCCUCGUUGGAGAAAGUUCAAAAGUCAAACCCAGAACCUCGAAUGCUUGAUCUUGUAUCAAAGCUCGCUUCUUUCCUGAAUCUUGACGCUACGAUCGCAUGGGACCUGACUCUUAACUACAUGAUCUACGAGUACAGAAACAGCGGAGAGACAUUUGCGUCCCAGCUUGCUGAUAUAACUUCUAUGAAGAUCUUAAUCGAAGAUAUCUGGACAUUUUAUUAUUCCGAACGCAUCACAUUGAUAAAAUGUUUAAAACUUAUCAUUGAGUACCGAGAUAACAAGAGACAUCCUUAUCAAUCAGAGUUUUCCGAAUUUUUCAAAACGGCACCUCUGGAAUCGUUGUUGCAGUCAUCAUUGAAACAAAUAGAUCGUUUGAAAUUGUCUAAUGUUACAAAUAGAUCCCAUCUUCUUACUGAUGAUCAUCUGCACAAACUUUACAACAGCACCCUGGUGGAGAUGCGGGAAUUACUGCAUAUUAUUACUAUGAUACUGGACACCGUGCAGCCGAAUGACUUCAAUUACAUCUACGAAAGCGUGUGCGGAGAACCACGACGUCUUGCUGGGACAAAGAGCCACGAGGACAAGGAGAAAAUAAUACGGCAGCUUGAAGAAAUUCGCAACUGUCAGAUAUCGUUGUUUGUUGUAGCUCUUGAUGUAACGAAACAAUUCGGCAACAGUACAAAUGGCGAUGAUGUUUGUAAUUGGAUUCAAAGUCUGAGGAAUAAUAUUCAAGAAAUAGUUGAUCCUAAGUGCCGAAGAGACAGUUCUCCAGAAGACGGCCCGCUGUUGUUGGCUUGGAUGCUGGCAAACUUUGCAAUCGAGUCGGAAAAUUCGGAUUUACUGAAUCGCUUCCGACCCUGCGGAGUUCGCGCCGUACAACUGGAUGUCUUUAGGACACUUCAGAGUGUCUUGGACACUGAAGCUGUCAACGAAUCAACGCGUUAUGCUCAAGUAGUACGCACGAGUGUCUAUAAUCUUUUAUCACUGCUGUGUGCGUUCGUCGACGAAGAUAGACUUAGUAAUUUUGAAGGAAUAUUUGAGGUAGUGGCAUCAGUACUGCGUUAUCCGGAGACUGCUACUGAAUUUUGGAACGAUCUUAAAGAGGAAGGAGGUCUAUGGCCGCUGUUCAAUCGCGCGGUUUCACUGUUUCCUUACCGGUUUGAACCGCUGACGCGAAUCGCUACUGGACUUGCUAAUGCCUCGGUAUCGAGCGCUAAAAAAAUAGCCGCUAAAUUAGAAGAACUUGAUUCAGUGACUCUAGAAGAGCCAGUUCAUCGUAAUUUUAGUAACAGUAAUUUAAAUCGACAGCCUUAUCGGCCGUACGAUCGCGAAUGCACUCUCCAUCGCAAUGAAUUUACUAUUCCCGAUAAUUGCGAGCGUAUUGUUCUGGAUAGCGACAAAGAAAUUGUAUUGUGGCGAAUAAAAUCAAGGUACGGUGACGCAUUUCAUCACAAAAUAGAACAACUUUUUUCUUAUGCCGGCAGUGGCAUAAUGAACGUCGUUAAUCUGCAGACAAGUUUACCGGAACACGUGACUCUGGGAUUUACACUUCUGGAGGCUCUGCUAGCAGCCAAUGUAGAUUUACCUCUAGGAAUGGUGAUUCCAACGGAACUGAGUCUUGAAGUGAUCAACAGAUUCUCUCAUUCAGUUUUGCCAAGAAGUUUGUACCGACUUGUAGCGGCAUGCUGCCGAGUCACUUCAAAACUGGCGCUAAAAUAUCCAGAAGAAAUUUUUACAAGGAUGCGCGUAGGAGUUUACCCAAAAUUUAACGACUGGUACCAAGACAUCAAGGAACUGGCUCGUGCCUUUUCCUUCGACGGAGGUCUCGUGGCAUCCUGGCUGUCGGGAAUCGAGACUAUCGAACACCGGUAUCCGAUUCUCAAUGCCUACUUGGAUACUUUGUACAAUUAUUUGGUGUCGAAACACAGUGAUGAAGCGAUGUACAACAUGGAGAUUCCAGGAAUGGUAUUUUUAUUACAAGGAGUUCUGCCGAAAUUAGACUCCUGGUACUUUGCCUCUGACACCGAGCGAAUUGAACUGUGGCUCAAGUCAAUGUCCUGCAUUCAUCACGCGCUCGACGUUAAUUUGCCGAAAAACGAACCGCGAAAGAAACUUCAGUUAGUUGUCGCUUACAGUCUCCUGUACUUGGAACCUCGUCACGCGUUACUGAAACUAGUGAGAACUGGGGAAAGAAAUCUGAGGAACCAAAUGAUGAACGAAUCAGACUGGAUCAGCGGUAAAGGGUUCAAAGUUAUUGAAAGUGUAAGACUAGCUCUGUCAUUAGUAAACCGGCUUUUGAUGUUCAGACAAAGUCUGGGACUCAGCGAUGAUGAACGAUCACCUCUAGAAGUUGCUCUAUACACUUCGCCAUCUUUACCCAAUGGUCUACUAAUCGUACCGACGAUAGUCAACUACCUGUACGUUGAAUUCAGUCCAUCUCUGCAAGCAAUGGCCGUAAGUUUAUUGAAAAAAUUCGCCCAGGGUUUCUCUAUGUCUCUACUGGUCUGCAUGGGCAUGGACGGAACUUCCAUCCGUGUUACCUUCGCCUCCCGAUUAAUGUCACCGACCUGUUCAGCGAAAGUUAAAGUCGCGAUACUAGAACUUGUUGCAGUCUGUCUUGAACGUCAGCCCGGUCUGACAGAAGCUCUAUUCAAUAUCAUGCAUCAAGCAGAACAAAAACGCAUGUUUCCCAAGUCAGCAGAUCAAUUUUUAACCGAAGGCUGCAGUCAUUUCAUUGAACUUUAUUUAGAAAGAAUUUCUAAAGAAAAAGAAAUUGUCUAUGAUAAACUCUACGACAAUACGAUGAAUUUAAUUCGCGCGAUUUGGUAUAAUCGCAACACGAUACUCGUUAAUUAUUUCAGAAAACGUGAAAAAUUUUGGAAUCAAUUAUUUGCUCCAGUGUUCCGGCCUCUUGUAUCUGGUUCUCGUGGGUACGCUUAUCUAAUUGACAUCGCGACACUAGAAUUAUUUGAAUCAGCACCACCGCAGUUUCCUGAAAAUGAUUUUACUAAAAAUCUUGAAAUAUUUCUGUACAAAGACAAUCACUGGGAACGAUUUAUCGAAUAUAUUUUGGCAAGUAGUUCUUCCAAUGCCAUGGAAUGUGACUCGACUAAAACGAACGAAGAUGAUAGUGAUAAUACCAACGAAUCUCCAUUGUACGAAGCAAAUAUCGAAGCUUGGUAUCAUUUCAUAGUAAUUUUAACCGACGCAAAAGUCUCGAGUGAACUGAUGACGCAAAUGGAAUCAUCAAGGGUUCAGUUCAUGACUCGAUAUACCCUGGACUCGUUGUCAGUGAGAAUAAAACGAACUAAAAGUAUCGCCGACGCAAGGAUCACAAUGUUGCUCGCAUCCUUAGCCCUUCGAUGCGUCUUCACCUGGAAACUCAAGUGCGUUGACGAACAGCAGGCAUUUAUAUCUAGAAUAGUACAACUCAUGGAAGAUAUUUUCCAUUCUUACAAUAAUUACGGCGGGGGUUUACGGAGAAUUCUGGUGUCUCUGUUAUUAGGAUGUGUUCAGUUGGUCAAAGACGCUUUAGCAGAAGACAAAGCAAAUAUGGAGUAUCUUUUAAUUCAGUCAUGUCUACUGUCCGAUAUCGAACUGCGGAAACUCAACGACGCUGUGAAAAAGACCCAAGAAGUCCAAGCAGUGAGCGGUAACACCAAGCACGUAGUUGAAGAAGAGAACGACAUAAUUGACGGAAAAGUGUCAUCGGAUUCAACGAAAUCAACUCACAGAUCAACACCAGCGACUUUGACAAUCAGUUUAGUAACUCAGUUGCUACAGUGCAGCAACCCAAAGGAACCACUGAAAUAUGGAAACAGAUCCGUUUGUCUCCACCUUCGUCAGCUGAUCCCAGAACUCAUGAGCUGUCUGAGUACUUGUCUGCACACUCAUCGAUACGUCGGGUUCAGUCGUGCAGGAUUAGAGCUACUGGGAAUGAUCGCUCGGGCAUCGUAUUACAAUCCACCACCGCGAGCUAUUGACAAUCAAGAAUCCAUUGCCAAGCUAUGGCUGGCCCUAAUUCCACCAGCUAGUCUUGGCAACAGUAUGCUUGAAAAUCUCUACGACGACCACACGUGUCAAGGACAGUGGAGGUGUCAAGAGUGGUGGCUGAUCUACACUCUGGGGUUGGAAUUUAUCACGGGAUUGAUAACGAAUAGUAUUGGUGUCGGUGAUCAGUCGCCUUGCUCGCUGUCAUAUGUAACGUCUGUAGUGAUAUUUCUGGGAUCACACGAAAAUCAGUUGACCGAAGUUGCGACACUGCUCAGACACACAGCAGACCCACGUGCUAUUGAUCUUGUUCAAUCAUUGGUCGCACUGAUUUCUGCAUUAACAAUGCAAUUAGCUAUUUGGGAAAUGAUACAACCAAGUGUACGCGAAGGACUUAUGAAUUGUAUGUAUUUAAUUUAUGACAGUACAGUUAAUUUAUUAUUACGUCCGAGAAUACUUAAAUUUAUAAUUGACGGUGUGAGUGUAGAAAGUGCUGAAGAUCUUCAUUGGUGUGAUGAAAAAUUACCGAGUAAUGAACUUAAAUUAGUUGUUAAUAAAUUGAUUGUCAUUAAUUGGUGGUGCGCACAAUCUUUCGUGCGUUUUUCUCCACGACUCAAUGCUUUGGUAGACACUAUUUACACCCAAAACUUUUGGCACACACCACUUGCUGAAAUAAACUUUGGUCCGCCCCAAAUGUCCAUAAAUUCGGGACCAAGUUUGACUUACGGUACAAUAAUAAGUUCAACUCAGCUGUUUACUCAAGCUCUAAAUGUACAUCUUGCUAUUAAUUCAUCCUCGAUAACUGGAACCAGUAUUCAAAGGACACCUUCCAAAGAUGGUAUGGAUUCAGCAAAACGUGAAUGGGAACGUUCGACUCCAGAGCAUCCGCGUAAAAUGCAUCCCAAAGAUUUGAGACGAAUUUUAAAUGUCACGAGACCAGCGUAUGCUUAUUUUGACCACUCGGGAUAUUCAUCCAGCCAUGGAUUACUUGGGAAUCCACGGCUUCUUCGACGACCGUAUGAUCCGCUUAUCUGUGAAAAUACAAUUCUCUCACGGACGACAUCAUUUUCACACCACAGUGGAAGACAUGUGGCGAAAAAUGGGAUCCAAAGUUCUCAGAAUCAAAGCGUCAAUGUUGGACAGUCCAUUCGCGUUGACGCCAAUCCCUGGUUUUAUUCGAUGGAUAAAAAUAAUUCACGACUUGCACUGGAAAUAAAUCUUGUUCUUGUUCUCUGUCAAACACUGGAAGGUGUAAAAAGCCCGAGACUUGCGCUGAGAGAUCGUCAACUUAUUGCCCGUGAAACUGCAAAUGAGAUUGGGAUGUUCUUUGAUUUUCUUGAACAACGAGCAUCUGGAUUAAGCGAUUGGGAUAUUCAGGGUGCUUUAGUUGGUGUUGGUAUGAACGAAGCGUCAGUGAAAAUUAUUAAGCCACCAGUUAAUGGUAAAUUUGUGUUAACGAUAAAUGCAGAACUUAGUGAUGAAAGCACGAUUAAUAAAGCUCCCGUGGGUGCUAUUGAUUACAAUCCUGGUGAGGGUACAUCGCGUGAUGAUACUCCAUCCGCGGGAAUAGAAGUACGUCUUGAUGACUGUAUUAUUUCAACAGGAUGUUACAAUAUCAGUUCAUCUAACAUUAAAUUUCUAUCACUACUUGGUAAACUUUUCAAAUCUACUCUAGAGUCGCUCGAUUCCGCACAAUUUUGAUAAUUAAUUAUGUAUUGAAAAAAAAAAAAAAAAAAA